AUGACUUCCCCGCUUCGAAUCGCCGUGCUAGAAUGCGACACGCCACUGGAUAACAUCAACGCCAAGUAUGAAGGCUACGGCGGUGUUUUCAAAGAGCUCUUCAGAGAAAGUGCCAAACGAUUAGGGCAGCCGGAAAAACUAGACCCGGCGACUGGCUUGGAGAUCUCGCGGUGGGAUAUCGUGGACGGAGACAAGUAUCCCAACUUGGAUGAGGUUGAUGCUAUUGUGUUGACUGGGUCGAAGCAUAACUCCUUCGAAGAUCAACCUUGGAUCCUGAGAUUGGUCGAAUACACAAAGAAAGCCAUCGAACACCCCCGCGUGCAGAUCCUGGGUAUCUGCUUCGGUCACCAGAUCAUCGGGCGUAGCCUAGGAGUGAAAGUCGGUCGAAGUGAUGCCGGGUGGGAAAUCGCAGUGUGCGAUAUGGACCUGACAGAGGAGGGAAAGAAGUUGUUUGGGAAGGACAAGCUCCGCAUUCAACAAAUGCACCAGGAUAUAGUCUAUGAAUACCCACCCAAUGUUACACCUCUUGGAUCGUCUCCUCGUUGCGCUGUGCAGGGCAUGUACUUGCCCGGCAAGUUUAUUACUGUCCAAGGCCAUCCGGAGUUUACGGGGUUUAUAGUGACUGAGAUCGUCAGUACUCGAGCCAAGCUGGGUGUGUGGCCUAAGGAUGUGUCUGAGGAUGCGCUGAACAGGGCUAUCGCUGACCAUGACGGUCUUGCAAUUGGGGCGGUGUUCCUUAACUUCUUGUUGGAGGACAGGAAGUAA
Molecule: messenger RNA, 765 nt
Organism: Aspergillus chevalieri
Lineage: Eukaryota; Fungi; Ascomycota; Eurotiomycetes; Eurotiales; Aspergillaceae
Product: type 1 glutamine amidotransferase
Exons: 3
Coding region: 1-765 (254 amino acids)
Cellular component (GO): nucleus; cytosol
Source: RefSeq, a predicted model, not a curated record